Asterias rubens (European starfish) is the source of this 6027-nucleotide messenger RNA. RefSeq lists its product as uncharacterized. Gene Ontology annotation, cellular component: nucleus. NCBI's taxonomy places the organism in Eukaryota, Metazoa, Echinodermata, Asteroidea, Forcipulatida, Asteriidae. Gene Ontology annotation, biological process: heterochromatin organization; negative regulation of gene expression. The record is from RefSeq and is a predicted model, not a curated record. The coding region runs from base 47 to 5986 and encodes 1979 amino acids. Gene Ontology annotation, molecular function: zinc ion binding; histone H3K9 methyltransferase activity; DNA binding. The transcript is spliced from 37 exons.
CCGAGAUGAAAAAACAUUGUAUGUGUUCUUAUAGAUCAUAGGCACAAUGAGCGACGCACUGCAUUGGAAUGAGCUACCUGCUCAGAUUGAUUCCAUUAUAGCGGAUGUUUGGGCAAAACUUGAGGUAGACAAGCAGCUUCAGCAAGCUCAAGAACAAAUUGAUGAAAUAAACAAUGGCCACAGUAAAAUUGGUGAGAUAUUUGAUAGUGUGGAGCAAGGACUAAUUGACCUGGACACAGAGCUUCAUCCUGUUGAUAGUAAUGGACAACCAACAAGUUUUUAUGCUGACAUUAAAUCUUCUUUGGCGAAUGUUCAGACCGAGUUUAAUGAGCUACAACAGACAAUUGACGAGUUUGAAGCCUCACAGGAUAAUGUUGAGCCAAAGGAAGAUUUUGUUUUUGUGUACAGUGAUGAAUCCAUGUCGCCAUCACCGCUUGCUGACCAUCAAGAUGACUCAAUGGAUACAACACUACCAAACAUUACUGCUGAAUCAACUACAGCUAGUGUUAGUCCAUCCCAUCAGAUUGAACUUCAUAUGGAAGUUGAUUCUCAACCAGAUACUGAUGGGAAGAAUGAAUCACUUGGCAAUGAUUCCACACCGCAUUGUGAACCAUCUAUUACUGCAGCUCACUGUACUCAAACCAACGCUCAGUCAUCCAUUGCUGCAGCUCACUGUACUCAAACCAACGCUCAGGCACUAAGUGAGUCUGUUUCAGCAGGAAGUCCUAAAUCUCAACUGAAACUGUCCGACAAUGCUGCACUAAGUACUAGUUCUACCUGUGACGUAUCACCUGAGACUUUGUCUAGUACAUCUGACCUUUGUGAGCCUCUAGCGAAAACUUCCAGUCAGUCUUCAUCUGCAGGCACUACUGUAACUCCAACCAAUACGUUGAGUGAAUUGCCAUUGAACAGUAGUACAGAUACACUGAGUAAGGCAACAAGAAAGUCUAAAACUCGAGCUAAUGUAUCAAAUGAGUCUACUUCAAGAAAUAGUACUAAUGAUCCAGUACCAACUCUCACUGCUGAGUUUGCUUCCGGCAUCACCACCAGAGGUCUUGCCAAGAAUAUGAGCGAGUCUUCUAGAAAGAUUGCUAGUGAGUCUCCCACCACUAGUAACGCUCCUAAGUCUACCAACACUUCUGGUAAAGUUGUCAGUGAUACUGCAUCAACCAGGAAGACUAGAAUGUCCAGUAAGGUGUCGACGGACACUGCGUCAAGCACUGCUGAUAACGAUUCAGUCAGAGCAUCAGUAACUACAAGAAGUCGUUAUAAGGAGACAUGUGUACCUGCCUCCAAGCCUACUUCAAGUAUUAUAAGUCAGCCUCCUACCUCCAAGCCUACUUCAAGUAAUAUAAGUCAGCCUCCUACCUUCAAGCCUACUUCAAGUAAUAUAAGUCAGCCUCCUACCUUCAAGCCUACUUCAAGUAAUAUAAGUCAGCCUAUGGUUAAGUUGACUUUAAAUGAACCACAAAUACUCAAAGGAGCAGUUGAUCUCAUCAAGUCAUCCACCAAACCUUCACCGGUAGUGAAUACAGAGAAAUCAAUAACUCCUGUAGCUCAUAAAGAGACUGCAGUAUGUGAUGAACUGGAUGUGAUUGAUCUUUGUGAUGGUGAAGAUCUACCUCCAAUGGAAGAUGACGAGGAUGAUGUCAUUGAAACCUUGCCGACAAAGACUCACAAACUCCCAAGUUUGGAAAAGCUGGGUCCAGGAAUCAAAGUACUCGCCCAACAGAAGAGUAACACAUGGAAGGAAGCAACAAUAAUUAGCGUCAUCAAAGGCAACAAUGAGCAGAAAAAAUACAGAAUAUCUUUUGAUAGGAAGAUUAAAAGUUUAGUGAGUAGCAAGCAUCUUGCAGUGCAUACGUACCCAUGUGGAUACCCAGCACCAUCUCUAGUUCAUAUAGGCAGUCGGAUUGUCGCUGAGUGCAUGAACCCAUUACAUGGGAGUUAUAUGUGUGCAGGGAUUGUUGCUGAGUUACCGCUGUGUUUCAACAAAGGUCGUUAUCUUGUCUUCUUUGAUGAUGGCUGUGUGCAGUAUAUGUCACUCAAGAAAGUUCAUUUAGUCUAUGAAGUCAGUUAUAAUGUAUGGGAAGAUGUGCCAGAGCGCUACACAGAGUUCAUUAAGGAGUAUUUAGAAAAGUAUCCAGAGAGGCCGAUGGUAAGAUUGCAUCGAGGUCAGUGUAUCAAGACAGAAGCCAAAGGUGUAUGGUGGCGUGCUAAGGUACAGGAGGUAGAUGGAUCUCUGGUUAAUAUGCAUUUUCCAAGCUCUGAUCGCCUUGAAUGGAUAUAUAGAGGCUCACCAAGAAUGGAACCUCUCCAUAGAGAACUGGAGACGGCUAAAUACUUGAGGGAGUCAGGGCGUCUAAUUGCUGGUAGCAGUGUGUCUAAGAAACGAGGAGGUCCAUGCGUAGAGUACCAGAGGGUCAAUUCAGACUUCUUAGUCUCAGAAAAAGAAAUUCUUGCCAUGCUUGAGGGGAAGAUCACUGUCCCUAAAGGAAUCAUAGCUCAAAAGCUUCAUCAAUCCAAAGUCGCUGUUCCAACCAGGACAAUAGACAGAAUGCCUGUUGUACAAUGGGCCAUUGCUUCAAUCAGGGAGUGGUAUAAGACACAGAGUUCUGGCAAAGAGAACUUUGAGAAUCUUCCAAAUGAAGAGCUGGCAGCAAUGCUUGAAGGACUCUAUAAGAAUGGAUAUCAACAGCAACCGGAUAUAUACACAUCACAUACCCUGAAAGCUCUUCGCUGUUCACUGAGCACCUUUCUGACCGAACCACCAAUCAGCCGCAUCAUUGAUAUCAACAAAGCACCUGCGUUUGUGAAAGCAAACCAGGUAUUCAAUGAAACCAUUCGAAUCAUAGACAAAGUCAAAGAACCUCCUCCCAAGAAACUCCUGAUUGGUCAACCAGAGAUAAACAAGAGAGAUUUGGUCAAGUUGUUAAGAUCAGGUCUGGUGUCACUCAGUAACCCGCUGGGUCUACUUAGGCUUGUCUGGAUAUUCAUGCAGAUAUUUGUGGGAAAAACCAAAGGAAAGAUCAAGUCAAUUGAUCUGGAUCUACUGCAGCGGAAGGAUGUGAUAGCUAAGAAAGCCAAGUCUGGAUUACCCUACUUUGAGAUUAAUUCUGCUGAAUUGGGAUUAAGUGGUGGUCAAGAACAGAAGAUCUACGCUACAGGCAAUCGAUUCUACUGUCCUUAUUACUCCAUCAACUUGUAUAUUACCAAACUCAAUCCAGAUUGCCAAGAUUUCUUGCAGAAACCAAGGACAAGGAUUAAUUUCAAGCAGGAGUCUGUAUGGUUUGAUCCCGAGCCUCAUAGCUCAGCUUCUAUCAGUACAAUGAUGUAUGAUAUAGCAUCAGCAGCUAGGCUAAGUAAACCCUAUAGUAAUGUUGACAUCAGAGCAACGGUAUGGACUGACUUUCUAGAAGCUAUUGAAGAGUUUACUCAAACACUUAGAUUGGGCUAUAAAAGUACUUCAGCAACAACUAGCAUGACAACAUCAACAUCAACAACAACAAGUGUUGUAAACAAACAUGGAGUGCAACAGCCGAAGAUCCAGGUCAAUAUAAAACCAGACAUUCCUAAAGAAGUUGUGAUUGGAAAGAGUACUGUGAGACAGAAUCUCUUUCAUCAGCCUGCUACAACAAAACAGACUACAUCCCAAGAUGACAGUGAUGAAGAUGUGAUUCUUAUUGAGGACUCCACUCAACCUGCAAGAGUAAAUAAGUCAAUGCAUCAUAGUUUCAGUCCCUCAGCAUCACAUCGGCUCCUACAACUAAGCAGGACGUAUGAAAAAGAUAAACAACAAACAGCUAAGAAAAGUACAUCGCAUAGCCAUGCUCAUAACUUCCCAGGAUAUCAACACGACAAGAAGCAUAGACACAACAGCAGGCAUAGUGGAUACACUGAUCAUAGACAAGAUCUGAAUCGAUAUCAAGCCCACAUGGCAAGCAGAGAAUUAAACCGAGCAAUGGACGACAAAAGAAGAUCCAUUCAAAGGUUAUUUGUCCAUCAUAACUGUAGCUGGACCUGUGUUGCUCCCUAUGUGCCUGAUGCUAAACGCAAGGAGAAGAUUAAAUCUCAGAACCCAUUGCGUGUACCUGAGAUGUAUGGAUGGGUACGACGAUUGGCUAAACAGAAAGGCUCAGGAAGGCGUCAUGUUGUUUAUCAAGCACCGUGUGGUCGCAGUCUGAGAGACAUGGGUGAAGUAGAUCGCUACUUAACCGAGACCAAGAUGACUGACUUGAGUGUAGAUCUAUUCAGCUUUGAUCAAUUCGUCAUCACAAAAUUGUGCAAAUAUCGUAACAGUCAACGACCAUUCCUCAAAAUUGCAGACAUUUCAGAAGGCGCUGAGCCUGUACCUGUAUCGUUGGUGAAUGUAUAUGACCGUGAGCAGCCACCAGCAGUCAAGUAUAUAGCUCACCGUAAACCUGAGAAAGGAUCUAAGAUUAUCACCGAUCCAGGCUUCCUAAUCUGCUGUGAUUGUACAGAUAAUUGCAAGGACAAUCGUAACUGUGCAUGCCGAAAACUGUCUGUUGAAUCAGCGAAGGCCUUACCUGAAAUCAACAAGGAUGUUAAUGAGAUAGGCUAUAAAUAUAGACAACUCCACAAUCUAGUAUCUACAGGAAUAUAUGAGUGUAACAGUAAGUGUUCUUGCUCCAAGCAAUGUCACAACAAAGUAGUUCAGAAUGGUCUUCGUCUGCGCUUACAAGUCUUCAAGACUGAAAAAAGAGGAUGGGGUUUACGGUGCUUAGAUGACAUACCACAAGGAGCCUUUGUCUGUAUUUAUGCUGGCCAACUAUGGGGUGCUGAAGAAGCAAACAUUAGAGGCCAGAAAUAUGGAGAUGAGUACUUUGCAGAGCUGGAUCAUAUUGAGAUUGUCGAGAAUAGCAAAGAGGGAUACGAGAGCGAUGUAAUGGAAGAUGAAGGGAUAUCAAAGGAUUCUAGCUCAUCAGCCUCAAGCAGCUCAGAGCAAUGCCUAUCAUCUGACGAUGAAUAUCAUGUAGGUUCUGAUGAUAGUGAUAUAUCAUCUGUUGCUGUAGAUGUGGAGAACCAUUCUGAUGAUAGUGUUGUUAUGGUCAAAGGUCAAAGUGGUGAUAGCACAGCUACUAAGAUGGUGUUUCGUAGACAGCAGCAAUCUGAGCAAGGAACUGGUAGCGUGGUUGAGGGAAGUUGUUGGUCAGUAGAGUUUCCUGAGAAAGCUUCGUCUCAGAGUAAAGUUGAAGCGUGGGUAAAUAGUACUCUACCAGACCCAGUAGAUACACCCGCAGAGGAGAGUGGAAGGGCAACAGGUAAAUCAGAUGCUCUGGUUGGCUCCUAUGGACAGAGAAGUGGACUCAUUGACUACAGUACAGAUAGAUCAGCAAAGAACUCGACCAGCAGUCAAGAAAGCAAACCUGUUGCUAGAAAAAGUUCAGGAGCUAAGAAAGAACAGAGUGCUGUCAAGAGAGGAAUGAAAAAAGAAAACUACAGAGAAGGAGCUGAUGAAUCCAGUAGGGAUUCAUCUACAUCUUCAAUGAUUAACUAUGGCUACAACACAAGUCCUGGUAAGGUGCUUGACCAUAACCAGCUUGAAGCUUUCAAAAGACGCUCCCUUACUGGCAGACUACACAUGCGCAAAAAAUCUAAAGAUGGCAAUGAAGAAGGUACCGCAGUCUCACCUAUUGUACAAGAUAAGAGUAAGGAGAUUGAGAGACCUUUGAAUAUUCGUACAAGGUCAUUCUUUGCGGAGUCUUCAGGCCAUGUGAUGGAUGCUAAGUUCAUUGGUAAUCUAGGUAGAUACCUCAAUCAUAGCUGCAAUCCUAACGUGUUUGUACAGAGUGUAUUUGUGGACUCUCAUGAUCUUCGCUUCCCAUGGGUUGCAUUCUUUGCAAAAAAAUAUGUGCGAGCUGGAUCUGAGCUGACAUGGGAUUAUAAUUAUGAUGUUGGUAGUGUACCUGGUAAAUCCUUGAUAUGUCUAUGUGGUUCAGCAGAGUGUAGAGGGAGGUUGCUGUGAGUAAACACAACCUCAAUCCCAGGGGAUGUUGGUAGUGUACC